GGGUUUUCAACGUCUCUAUGCCGCCCGAGUAUGUCUUAAAGAAGACUGCGCCUGGCUUGUUGGCCUGGCAGGGCGACCGCAUCCAACCAGUGGAGGUGAUGACGGCCAAGUCCAAGGCAGUAGAGUUUACCACCCUUGCAGAGGCCUUGGGUGCGAACGCCACAGAGGUGGGCGAACGCAUGGCGAAGGUGAGACCGUCAGUUCGCGUCAACACCACGGUGGAAGCGACCCUCGUGGAGGCUCUGGUGGAUCCUGCAGAAAAAGGUUUGGAUACCUAUCAGUUCGAAUUCGUCAGUGACUUCAUCCAUGAGUUGAAACUCUACGCUUUGCUGAAGGCUGAGGGUCAAAACUAUUUGUGCAGUGUCAACCUUAGAACACCAGCCCUGUUGUGGGAAGAUCGGCAGGAGAAGUUCCGGGGGAUCAUGGCGAGCCUGACGCCCCUGGAAGCGCAGCCAAACAGGACAUCAAGUGCUUAGACCUCUCGGAGAGCGAUCCAAAUGGCACCUGUUGAAGUGCGGCAGCGAUCCAAAGUCAACUCUCAACAGUGACUUUUGU
Cladocopium goreaui is the source of this 555-nucleotide messenger RNA. Lineage: Eukaryota; Dinophyceae; Suessiales; Symbiodiniaceae. The record is from the annotation of a GenBank genome assembly.